GUAUAACCCCCUAUUUUGUAAAAAUGGGUAAUACCCAAGACAAAGAAAAUGCUUUGAAAGGCGAUGCCAAAUUUAUGUCCAAAAUUCACCCAGGAAUUGAAAAUUGGCUAACACGAUGGAAAGAUAAGUUCGAAUUUGAAGGCAAAUUAACAGUUCCUGGCUGUUCGAAAUUGUUACGCGACAUAAUGAUGCACCACUCGAAAAAGAAAAAUGGUAUAAAAACACAGCACCAAAAAAGAAAUUGAUGCAGCUAAAUUAUGGUUGGAGGAGGCAAGAAAGCGCGAAAAUAAAAUAAAAGAACGGAAAAAAUGUACCGUAGCGUAUGUAAAAGAAGAAGACAAUAUGCCUUGCACCUCACCACCUCCUUACAACGGACCACAACCACAAGCAGCUGUGGGUAAUGCCUCCGUGGCCGCACCGUCGCCCGCUGUGGCUCCACAGCCCCUGUAUCCCUCGCUGAGACGAGGACGGUCUCUAGAUAGAGAAGCCCCCAAAACACGGUCACGGCGCACUAAAGACAACCCGAUGUGGGAUUGGUCCCCUAGGAUGGACGGAGGGGUGGGAAAAGUAUUAAGUGAAGAAAAAACAUCAGCCGCUGCACAUACACAUCUGUAUGACGAUGACGUCGAUGAUUUUGAUUAUGAUGACAAAACGCCAAGCUGGCCUCCACAGCCGCCUAAAAUAAACACGUUCCCAAUGGUAGAAUUACCUAAUCCAACAUUUAGGCCAGGCGAACAAGAAACUGCUGACAACCGUCGAAUAAUGCAUGUCUACAGGACAUGGACCCAAGAGGACGUGAAGAAGGCAAUUGAGGGAGUAGCCUCUCACAAAGCACAGAUUGACAAAUUCUGCGACGAAAUGAAAAAUAUAAUACUUGUGUACCACCUGAAUGGUUUCGAGGUCGAAAGGAUGUUCCGCUGUAAAAUGGGCUCCGAUUGGAGCCGCGUGAAAGACAGUUUUGUAGCCCAUACAGGUGGUACAGCAUAUGCCCCCGGCUCCAUGGAACUAAAUCAACAAGUUCAGAACUUAGAGGAUAAAUGUAGACUAGUGUUCAAAAAACAUUGCGAUUACACCAAAAUAUAUGCCACAAUACAAAAAGAUAAUGAGGACGUUUGGGAGUUUAGAGACAGAUUUGAAAAAGUGUUUAAAGCCUAUAGUGGUUUAAAAACAGAUACUGAAGACAAUAAGAACAUUUAUGAACAACAAUUAAAACAAGCAUUGCUCCAGAGUUUCAGGCCAGAGAUAAAAGGUUGGAUAGAAAAACAUUUUGUCUCCUUUAGGACAGCAGCUAUGCCAGAGUUUAUGGAACAAGCUAAACACGCAGAGAAGACAGCACAAAACAAGAAGAAAGAGAAGGAAAAGAAAGAAUCAGGGAAAUUGGUAGAAGCAUUUGUAACGGCAGUGCAAGGAACAGGAGGACAAACAGGCAGAGGCCGAGGCCGAGGCAAUAGCAGAGGAAGAGGAGGACAGGGUGAAAAUAAGCCAGGACGUAGAGAUUAUGAGAAUGAGGGUGAUGAUAGUAACAAGUGUUACAAGUGUGGGGGUCGAGGGCAUUGGGCCCGUGACUGCCCCAGUGAGGAUAAGAAAGGACAAAAAUAUGAUCAGGAUCAAUAUGACAAUUGACUAGGAAAUGGAGAAGGGGAAGAGCUAGAAAUAUGUGAAGAAUUUCUAGACUUAGCUGAUGUGUGUUUAUAUGAAAAACCAGAGAAAGUGAUACAUAUUAAUGGCAAACCUGUAAUCUUUUUAUGUGAUACUGGAGCAUGCAGAACUGUAAUGAAAGACAUAGAUGGCCUGCAAAAAACAGAUCAAGCUAUUCUCGUAAAAUCAGCCAACAGUCAUGUGCAAAAACAAUAUUUCAGUGAGCCUGUGGCUGUCAAGCUGACAGAAACAGGAAGCACUGUUUUCGCCCCUGUAGUCAUGGCCCCUGGCUGUCCCUACAACCUGUUAGGACGAGAUUUAAUGGUAAAAUUAAAAUUAGCCAUCUAUCCAAAUCUACAGGGGGGUAUGGAGGCUAGGACAUGUGAUGAAAUUGACAUACACUUAGUCGAGGGGAAAAAUACGCCGUAUUACGUCUGGGCCCUAGAACCUUCGCACCAGGACCCAGGAAAAACAAUAGAGACGAUAGUACAAAAGGUUAAGGAAAGAAUUAACCCACUGGCUAGUCUGAUACCCCCUGACGAAUUAAGAAUUGACCUAAGACGCAAACCUACACCUGGGCCAGACCCAGAGUAUGACAAACUAGUGCAUA
This is a messenger RNA of Alosa sapidissima (American shad), 2248 nucleotides long. RefSeq lists its product as uncharacterized. The transcript has 2 exons. NCBI's taxonomy places the organism in Eukaryota, Metazoa, Chordata, Actinopteri, Clupeiformes, Clupeidae. The record is from RefSeq and is a predicted model, not a curated record. Gene Ontology annotation, molecular function: nucleic acid binding; zinc ion binding. Bases 343 to 1623 code for a protein of 426 amino acids.